UUUGCACCGAGCGAUGCGACUAGUUUCGUGAAAACAAUCGCAUACUAUGUGUCCGGAUUCUUGUUCAUCAAACAAUUAUUUUUUCUCUAUGAUUAUUCUAUUUGAAUUAUUUUCAUUGCAAUAAAGUCGUGAUUCCAAGUGCUUCGAAAGAGAUCAAGGAAGAAGCUUGGGGUGGAAGGUGAAACAUGUUGAACUGAGGCAAUCUGUUGAACAGACUGCCGAGGGCAGACAUCCAGAAGGGGUUUUCUGCAACGGAUAACGUAAUUGACGAAGUAACUCGCUUAGCGUGCAAUAUCACGCGACAAAGUGGCGGCCUGGCUUAAAUGGAUGGACUGAGGGAGUCGCGAGAAAAUGUGUCCGGCCAGCGAGCAGAGUCGCUGAUAUCGAGGAGUAGCAUGGCCGGAGGAUCAUGGACCGCAUGGCUACAGCGAUGUCGAGAAUCACGACGAUUAGUCAUCGUGAUUGUCGCCAUUGCUCUUCUGCUCGACAACAUGUUGCUGACCACCGUCGUCCCUAUAAUCCCGGAAUUUCUGUACGAUAUCAAACAUCCGAACGCGACUCUGAGCGAACACCUUGAUGGGCCAUCCCGUCUCAUAACAACUAUUCCCCCACUAACGACUACGACCUUGGCAUCUACGGGAAAAUGCGUUUGCCCUCAAAACUUAACGAACAACGGACAAUUGGAAUUUCUUCAUUCGUCGACUAUUCAUUCAUCGACUAUUACUACACCAGCUGAUCUCAUAGUGUCUCCAACAGCUUAUAACGUAACAGCUGCUGAAGAGGCUGAGAGAAUGCAAAGGCACAAGGAAUUACUUGAAGAAACUGUCGCCGUCGGGAUGAUGUUCGCAUCGAAGGCCUUUGUACAAUUGUUGGCUAAUCCUAUAGUUGGACCUUUGACUCACAAAAUCGGUUACAGCAUACCAAUGUUCGCAGGUUUUAUUAUAAUGUUUGUAUCGACCUUGAUUUUUGCAUUUGGACGGAGUUACAGCAUAUUAUUUUUGGCCAGAGCUCUUCAAGGCAUAGGGUCAUCAUGCUCGACGGUAUCAGGUAUGGGUAUGUUGGCUGAAAGGUAUCAAAACGAUAAAGAGCGAGGAAAUGUGAUGGGAAUCGCUUUGGGAGGGUUGGCUCUAGGAGUUUUGAUUGGUCCACCUUUCGGCGGUGUUAUGUAUGAAUUUGUUGGAAAAUCGGCACCUUUCCUAGUACUUUCAGCGCUUGCACUAGGCGAUGGUGUUUUGCAGUUACUUAUGCUACAACCUGCGGUAGUUUACACAGAGACGGACCCUCCAUCCUUGAAAUCGCUCAUGAUGGAUCCUUAUAUCGUCAUAGCAGCUGGAGCAAUAACAUUCGCUAACAUGGGAAUCGCGAUGUUGGAACCGAGUUUACCAAUUUGGAUGAUGGACACAAUGGGCGCCAGUAGAUGGAAACAAGGUGCAACAUUUCUGCCUGCUAGCAUCAGUUAUCUUAUAGGAACGAAUCUUUUUGGACCGCUAGGCCACCGUAUGGGCAGGUGGUUGGCCUCUUUAAUCGGCCUCGUCAUAAUUGGUUUCUGCCUCAUGUGUAUCCCACUAGCCAAGAAUAUCAACCAUUUGAUCAUACCGAAUGCUGGCUUGGGUUUCGCAAUUGGCAUGGUGGAUAGUUCCAUGAUGCCUGAGCUCGGCUAUCUCGUUGAUAUACGUCACUCCGCAGUUUACGGCACUGUCUACGCCAUCGGGGACAUCGCUUUUUGUCUUGGAUUUGCUAUAGGUCCUGCGUUGAGUGGAACACUAGUAAACACAAUCGGAUUCGAAUGGAUGCUGUUUGGCAAUGCGAUGUUGUGUUUCAUGUACGCACCUUUAAUGUACUUCUUGAGAGCCCCACCGACGAAAGAAGAGAAAAAGUCGUUGAUAAUCGGCGAAAAGUCAUCAGUGCGAUAUGUAACUUAUCAAGACGAGGAAGAAGACCAAUAGACUAAAAACUAAUCACUUAUGGAAUCGUUGUUUAUUUUAUUUUUGCAUUUGAAUUGUCGCAUUUUUCACUGUCUUUUUUCAAACAAGAAGAAUGAUUUAUGACGAAAAAAAUGACCUGAACGGUUAAACAAUAUUUUUUAACGUUUAUAUUUCAAAGCGAACUACUCGCUAUCAGUGGAUUUCUUGCGCUUUCUGAAAAUCAAAUAUGAAUGAGCAAACUGUUACACAAGAAGCGAGAGCUAAAAAUUAGCACAUAUAUUAGCUUAUCUCGGGUUAUGGUCGUUUUUUCGGAAAUUCUGUAUAUUGUGGAAAGAUGCAAUGCACGGAGCGUGCACGGUGCGAGAGUCCUCUUUAACGCGUAAAGAGGACAGUAUAUUCGAAUACUUCGGCCUACCGCAUGGCAAAAUACAAGAAAAAAUGUAUGUACAAUAGAAAAGCGUAAAACGAAAAUUGGAGAAAUAAUCACUCGAUAUCUGCCGCACGAAUUCCCAAUUUUCAAGAUUUCAGCAUCGUGAGCGCACCGUGAACUACAAUUAACAUUUUAUCUAGUCUACACCUAUCUUUGAAAUUAUUCGACAAAGUUAUUUAAUCAAUAAAAAAUUAAUAUAAACAUAAAUAUGGAAAGAUAUGUUGAAAAAAAAUACACUUACUCAACAGUGAGGCCUGUACUGAAAGUUAUUCGCUCGUUGAUCGUAAAGUUACAAAAAAACGAUAAACAAUGCACUAAAUCGUCCUGCAACAUAGUUUUGAAAAGAGAGCUGAAUUUUAUCGAUCUCAAUCGGGAUUUAGUUUUCAGAACUACAGGUGGGAUAUAUGUAAAGUACAUGAGAUAGAUGGUGAGUAAUCCAUAUUGAAGUUCAAUUUUUGCACAUUCAGCAAUUACGAAAAAAAUAGCAUUCUGUACGAAAAAUAAAUACGGUAUGGAAUCAUGUUUAAGAUGUAAGCGUAUAAAUUCGCUAUGCGUGAUGCAAAAUUAAAAAAAAAAAAGCGAGUCAGCGUCAACAGCAAAGGGUUAUCUUCAUUUUUCUCGAGUCUGUUAAUAUUUUUCAAAUGAAUAAAACCAGGUGAAUUAGAAAUUUAGUUGAAAAUCAAAAUCUUUUAGCAGGGAUCAAGGGGAAAACGGAUUAAAAUUUAUUUGCUUUCCUUCGGUUGGUUCUAAAAGUUAAUACCUUCGAGAAACAUUAACAAAUGAGAUUUUUUCCCAUCUGAGUUCUUUCGAUAUCACCUGAUUUACCGUAAAUUGUCACAGGCCAGAAAAACAAACGUUAACGAAAGAUAGCGGAUGAAAUUUACGAAUUCAUCGAUAGUUAGAAUUUGCGGAGCUAUAUGCAUAAUGAAUGCAGUAAGCUACGUGUACCGUGAACAUAAUUUACAUAAAACAAACGGAGAUAGAGCGCGAGACGUUCCCAUAAGAAAAAAGUAUAUAAAAAAAACUUAAAUCUGGGAGUCUGAGGAAAAAUUGGAGAAAUAGAGAGACAUUGUAGCGACAGCUAAUGGUAUAAACUGUCACAAUAUAUUAAUAAUUCGAAAAUAGUCAUUGGUGGAAUGUCAUAAAAAUCCGACAGACGGGGGGCUGAUAUUAUUCGUCACGAAUUGAUGCAUCAGCUGGAUAAUUCACAACUCGCUAUGGUGAGCCGAAUAGUAACUUUUCAAAAUUAAUUAGAAGCCAAAUUAUUCGUGAUACCGCCCGAUUAGGAUUCCCUGAAUGGCUGCAGGGAAACCGUGCAAAAAAUGCGAUCGGGUCCAAUGAAGAGUACACGAGACACUUUUUUUCUCCUUUUUAUUGCGGUAUCGAAAUUUUUUCAUUGGUAUUGAGAGAAAUGUAAUGUCAAAAGUGCUAUGGCCCCUAGCGAUGAUGAACAGGUUUGAUUACUUCGAUACACUUUGAAACAGUCUCACCAAACGAAACAGCGUAUUCGAGACUCUCGAUGUUCAUUCAUAUCCACUAUAAUCGUCUGCUUUUAUUUAUUUAAACAUCGGUCUUCUUGCAUGCGCUGUUUCAAUUUAUGUGACGACCAAAGAAGCGAAUAGCAUCGGCAAUAUAUCUCUGUUUCUAGGCAUUCGGCGAAACGGCGACAGCGAGGUAGAGAUGAAUAUAAAGAUGAAAUCGAGGCGGUAAACUCUUUCGGAUGGAAUAGGAAAAACCCUAAAAAUAUAAUUUACGAAUAAACGAGAAUUCUCGGAUAGAACAUAAAUUCGUAGAAGCAAUACAAAGUAGUGAAUACGUAUAUCGACUAUUAUUUAUUAAUAUAUUCAAGAUCUAUCUGUGUAUUUCAUAGAACGAUUGGAUUAGUAAAGAUUCAAUUCGUCGUAGUCGACCGUAUCUAAAUGUUGAAGUAAGUGUUUUAGAAGUAAAAACUAAACUUAUUGCGAUCGAUGCACUCAAGUGUAUCGAUCAAGUUGAUGUUAUUGAAUUUACUGUCGCGUAUUUAUUGGAAACAAAAAAUGAUAAAAUAUUUAAAGUCAGUGUAUAUGUGUCGAAAGAUAAUGAGAAUAAAAACUGUAAUCUCGUAGCGUUGGAUGCUACGAAAGUUAAGAUCCUAAGCUACUCGGUUUUCGAAUCUUCAUCUCGAUUAUUUAGGAUACACCAAAAUUAUCUUAACCGCUAUUGCUGUGGGAGUAAUAUCGCAUCUCUGUACACUUGUUGUACGCGCUAUUGAUUGAGAAUGAAAAUUUUGAAAAAGUAAAAAAAAAAAACAAAUACGUUUGCUCGUAAUAAUUCUAUAUUUUCGGAGAAUUUCUCACUCUCCACUAUUCAGUAAACGAACACCUCACAUAAUUGUAUCAAAAGAACUCCUUCUUGGAGCAGUGAAAAAUGGAAACGAACAAAAUAUUGAAAUUGACGAAAAAACAAAAAAAAAUCAUUAAAAAUGCAUUUUGAUUGUGAAGACAUCGCGUUAGAUUCGCGAAUAAAAAUUCACGUGAAUCCCGUGGAUACGAAAGUUCUGUUCCGACCGUUUACGAUGAAUGUUUGUGAUAGUUCGAAAGAAUAAAAAAAAUCACAAACUACUCGCGAACGGUCGUGACAGCACUAUUUUCGUCGGAUUGUAAAAAAAAGACAGUUUUCCGCCUCGAGUUCAAUGUUUCAAUAAGGUCGCGUUCAUGUGCGCCUACUCCUGAUACGAAACGCGAGUCAAUUUUUUGAACGCCGUUACGCCGAAUGCCUCUCGACGAAAAAAAAAACGAUGACGAAUGCAUGAAGCCCGUAUGAGAAUAACGAGAUAAGUUAUUAAUGAUAAAUGGGAGAACCGAACGAUUAAAAUGAAAAUAAAAGAGCAGUCUAAUUCGAAACUUUGGGAAUUGAGAAUAUUGCUCGAAAUAAUGUAUUACUCUACAAACGUGAAGAAACGUAAAUAUGUAUACAAUAUACAUAACACAUAUAAACAUGAAUAAACCUCAUCGAUAUUAUUCUGUAAAUAAAAUAGAAUGCUUGAUAUUGUGAACGACAAAAGACGCUGCUGACAAUACCAAACGAUAAAAAAAAAAGUUCAUCACCUUUUCGACCUAAAAAUGAACAUUUUUUUGAUUAAUGUACUCAAAUUUUCCAAUCGGCACCAAAAUUCGAUAUACGAAUAACACAGUUUUCGAGCACAGAGCAUCUCGAAUGUAUGCAAGAAAAAAAAUUUGGUCAGCUAACGUAGGGAAUUAAUAUAACUGACGAAAGGAAUUGCAGAAAGAAAGAAAAUAAAUUUUAUGAAUCGGCGUGUUAGGCCGAGGCUUGUUCGAAUUGCUGAUGCAAUCAAGAGUAUGUUUAUUAAGAAUUUGCGAGAUAACGAGUCAUCAACAGACUCGGGACAUAUCCGUAAUUAUUACGAAAUACAACGAACACUGAAUUUUAUUUUUCUCCUUUCUCAUACAGUUUCAGUGUCCAACAAAAUUUUUUUUUUCAAAUCUCUUUUCAAGUUUUUUCGUUUUUCAUGACUGAUAAUUCUUCUCAAUCAUCAGGAUCCUGACCCAGUGAGAGAAUACUUAAAUCAGCUGAAAUUUUUGAAAAAACGAGGCCCCUAUUACUAUUGUGUAUUUAUAAUAGCUUUCGCCGAUGAAACACUCGACCAAGCAAACAAAAUAUAUAAAUAAUCCAUCAGCAACUCUGACAAAACUACAUGUAAAGGAAAAAGAGAAAAAAACAUUUUCACAGUUAUAAUAAAAUGUAAUGAAAGCGAGAAAUUGAUUGUGUCUCGACGCAAGUACAUAUCUCAAAAAAGAUGAAAAUAACGAAUUAUUAUUCACGCGUGUAUCCCGGACUCCGAAGAGAAAAUUUGUAAGAAUAACGAAAAUAUGUGCAAGAAUACAAUCGUGAUCCAGAAGAAAAUCUGUAGAAAGCCUCGAGGAGAUUAUUUCAACAUCAAAGAUUUGCAUUGUGUUACAAAAAAAAAGAAAAAUGUAUGAUACUAAUAUUCGGUGAAGAUGAACGGGAUUGUAUAAUGACACGUCGUGGGGCUGCUAUUGUGAACAGACAAUAAGCAAUGAAGAGCUCAACUCCGCAAAAAUGAAAAAAAAAAAUCGUAAGGAGUCUCGAGUAAAUCUUUUAUGUUUCAGAUCAUUUUUCUCUGAUCAAUCACUUAUGAAAAUCAAAACCGGAAAAGAGAUCGAGAAUUCUGUUCUCACGUCACGAAUGAGAAUCGCAAUGUCACAUCUUCGACAUGUGGAUUUAAAGUUAUAUUAAAUUAUGGCAAAAUUAACGAAACCUAUGCGAUUAAUUCUUAAUGGACUAAUCACUAUUUUUAAAUUAUGAGAUCAAAGAAAAUCUGCUUUUUCGCUCCGAACAUUGUGACCUGUAACAUUGAAUAAUAAUUCUUCCUCAUUGAUAAGAAAAAAGCAGUAGUCAAACUGAUAAAAGAAGAAGGAAGGAAUAGACGAAUAAAUAAAAAAAAAGAACAAUUUAUAUCGUGAUAAAUUAAUCAGCUGGUGUAUGGGUCCGACUUAUGUCUGCGUAGUGAGAAAGAGGCGAGAUUCAUGGAACCAUCGUACUCAUCGUUACUUUCAUAGUCUAUAGAUACAACAAAAAUAUUUAAAAGUGUAUUGUUAAAGAAAAAACCCACAAUAUAUAUGUAUAAAAGAAAUAUGUGGAAGAAAAAGAACCAGGUGUCGAGAUUAUAGUCUCCGAUACACUGUUUCAAAUUGCAAGAACAUUAUUCUUUGUUGAAAAAAAUAGAAGAAAAAAUACUCGUACCCGAGAGCCUAUAUAUAUGCAUAAUUAUUGUACAUUUUAGUGAAACGUUUCUUUACCUGUUUUUUACGUUUGCUUCACAAAUGUGCUGAUAAACGAUGGAGAUUAACCGUAAUCGAUUCUGACUUGCAUUAACAUCGCGCUAUUUCUCAUUUGAGCGUCAAGUUGAGAAACAAAAAAAAAAUUUUUAAAAGUCUACAAAUAAAAAUAGCGUUUCGAUGUGUGUCAAAUCUCAUCUCUCUAUGUACUAUAUGGAAAAAGUGUACUCUAAACGACCGAAUAAAUUGUAAUCAACGUUA
Molecule: messenger RNA, 7415 nt
Organism: Venturia canescens
Lineage: Eukaryota; Metazoa; Arthropoda; Insecta; Hymenoptera; Ichneumonidae
Gene: Vmat
Product: Vesicular monoamine transporter
Exons: 13
Coding region: 324-1946 (540 amino acids)
Biological process (GO): transmembrane transport; aminergic neurotransmitter loading into synaptic vesicle
Cellular component (GO): synaptic vesicle membrane; terminal bouton
Molecular function (GO): serotonin:sodium:chloride symporter activity
Source: RefSeq, a predicted model, not a curated record